CCCCAGUCUCAAUGUCGCAGGUCACAUAGCUGCGCGUCCCUACCUCUGGGUCUUUUGUGUUCGCGCAUAGCUAUUUCUGUUGGAAUAGCGUCCCCCACCCCAGUUGCAGCUUGGAGCUUUACCGCACCGCACCGCAGCGAGUCUCUUCACCACCCAGCGCACCUCACGUCCAGCACGGGGAAUUUCAUUGCGUAUCGCAGAUCGCCGUCAACUGUACCAGCCAUGCCUAAGAGAGCCCGUUCCGCUUCUGGGAGCCGCAAGCCAGCGGCAAAGAAGGCCAAGCCGGCAGCCAAGAGGAAAGCGCCCGCCGCCGCAGCCGCCGCCGCCCCGCCUGCCAAGAAAGCAAGGCCCGCCAAGGCAAAGAAGGCACCCCGCAAGAAGGCCGCCAAGCCCAGGGCCAAGCCUGCGAAGAAGUCCUUCAAGAAGAAGGCUGGUGGAAGGAAGAAGUGAAGAAUGGAUCCUUAAAGAUUCGGACUCUGUCCAGCUUUGUGUCUGCGACAGAUUUUGUUUGACUGUGUGAUGACAACGACUCUCCACAAAUACUAGUAGAUGUAUAUUAGACAGUGUUUUGAAGAUGUACUUUUCUCUAUUCCUCUUAAAUGUCUUCACGGCAACUGGUUGCCACGACCAAAUAUACAGAGAUGUAUUUCAAAGUUAUCGGUAUUUUUCUGUACUGUGGAAUGUAUACUGAGGCAACUCAGAAAAAAGGACCAAUUUGCUCCGAUGGAGUAAACGACUUGUUUGAUAUGUGGAAAGAGAGGAGGAGGAUGUAGGGCAGGUAGAGGAAGUGAAUCUGAGGUGUGUAAAACACGAAGAGUCAAAUGUGUGAGAAGGUAUGAAGGACAAGGAAAGGAACCAUAGAUGAACGCUCUUUGUCAUCUAGUAUCAAUAGAAAGUCUAGAUCUAUUCCCUCUGUGUGCUAUUAUUGUGUUUAUUUAUUGUUUGGAAAAUCUCUCUAUCAGUGCCCUACCAUUGUACUACCCGUGUCUUUCAAAAGGAAGAUAUUUCGUAGACUUCUCUGUAGACCAUGUCAACUUUUGUAAAAUAAAAUCAAAACGUAGUUUUACUACACAUAA
Molecule: messenger RNA, 1076 nt
Organism: Branchiostoma belcheri (Belcher's lancelet)
Lineage: Eukaryota; Metazoa; Chordata; Leptocardii; Amphioxiformes; Branchiostomatidae
Product: histone H1-beta, late embryonic-like
Exons: 3
Coding region: 223-450 (75 amino acids)
Source: RefSeq, a predicted model, not a curated record